Molecule: messenger RNA, 1170 nt
Organism: Guillardia theta CCMP2712
Lineage: Eukaryota; Cryptophyceae; Pyrenomonadales; Geminigeraceae
Exons: 11
Coding region: 1-1170 (389 amino acids)
Biological process (GO): regulation of response to endoplasmic reticulum stress; membrane protein intracellular domain proteolysis
Cellular component (GO): membrane; cytoplasm
Molecular function (GO): metalloendopeptidase activity
Source: RefSeq, a predicted model, not a curated record
AUGGACGGAAUUAAGCAACUUGCAACAAGUUUGAACGAAGUAGCAUCCUCGUGCUCAUGGAGGAGUCAGUCGCUAGCAAGCUCGGCCUCGAGGAUGGGACGGACGAAGCCAUGGAAGCUCUUCUACAGCAUCGGGGCGAUCUUUGGAGCCGUGGGGCUCCUGAUCUCAUUCGUCCUGCUCUUGCUCAACCUUGUCGUCAACGUCUGGAUCGUUGGCUUCGCUCCUGGCUGUCACUCGGACAUCCCAAGGGAACCCUUCGAUCACCGGCCGUUGUCGGGUCAGAGGUACACCGUCACGGCGUUCGUUCCUGGAGUGAACCUCCCCUUGGCCCACGUCGCCUACAUCCUCCCAGCGAUUCUGGUGUGCCUCGUCGUGCAUGAGGCUGGGCAUGCGAUUUGUGCAGGGUCGGAAAGAGUGAGAGUGCAGGACUGCGGCGUCUUUCUGUAUUUCAUCAUUCCCGGAGCUUUUGUUGAGCUCGAUCCGACUGAAGAUUUAUGCUGCCGGCCCAUGGCACAAUGCAGUCCUGGCAAUGUUUUGCCUUGUCAUGAAGAUUCGCCGCUGAAGCAGCACCUGCACGUGGGCGACGCGAUAUCUCACCUUGACGACUGCCAGAUCGUGGAGGCGGUGAACAAGAGCGGAUGGGUCACCUGCCUGGAGAGAAUGAGAGGACGAGUGAUGGGCAAAGAGCAUGAGUUGAGGAGCAGGAGACUGAUGAGUAGAGGAUUCUGUGUCGAUCCUGUGCUGUGGAGAGAUGCGCUGGAGAUAGAUUACUCGACACAAGAUGUUGUUGCUAAUGCCACUGCAACAUCCGUCGGUGAGAAGUCGAACAAGCUUUGUUUCGUUGAAGGAGGCAACUUUGUGCUGUUUGCUAACCGCACAACUUCAUCUUACAACGUCACUCGACUGGUCGUGCGGAGAUUUCUGGCUUACACCAUCGCCCUCUCUGUCAUCACUUCUUCCUCUUCAUGUCACAGAGCGACUAACAUGACCGCAGUUGUCGGUGCUGUCUUAGAGAUAAUCGCCGUCAAGCUUGGAAUGAGUCAUCUCAAGACUAAGAGUGAAGCGCUGGAGGAAAUGUGGGACAACAAGACACGUAGAUUUCUGUGGAUUUGCAAUCAUUUAUUGGUUGUGUCUAUAAUGUCAAGCUUCAUCCGCGCGUCUAUGGGAUGA